Molecule: messenger RNA, 2672 nt
Organism: Amphibalanus amphitrite
Lineage: Eukaryota; Metazoa; Arthropoda; Thecostraca; Balanomorpha; Balanidae
Product: GTP-binding protein 2-like
Exons: 9
Coding region: 209-1990 (593 amino acids)
Biological process (GO): translational elongation
Molecular function (GO): translation elongation factor activity; GTP binding; GTPase activity
Source: RefSeq, a predicted model, not a curated record
CAAGGCCACGGCAUCAAAGCGCUCUCUGGCACUCUCUGGCAAGCUCUCUUGCUCUGGCGGCGGCGACGGCGGAGGAGGAGGCGGUUGCUGUCGAGUUUCUGUGUGGGUUGGGUGUGUGUGGGUCAUUGCUGGGAGGGUUCGUCCUUGCUAUGGUUUUACGAGAAGACUAGCUGUUUUCAAGGCGUUUGCUCUCGACCGAAAAAGCAACAUGGACUUCCUAGGUCUAUUUGACCCAUCUGAGGAGGACUCGGAUGUGGGCUCUUCCUCUGGCUCGCUGGGCUCAGCUGGCAUGUCUAGCCCAGACUCCUCCAGCCCAGAAUCCGGCCUGGAGGAAUCUUCAAGUAGCGAGCUGGAGCAGCUGCCGGACCAGCUGCCUCCCGAGCCCCAGCUGGGUAACAUAGAGUACAAGCUGAAGCUUGUCAGCCCAUCCAAGCACAGGUUCCAGCAUCUAGUCACACAGAUGAAGUGGCGGCUCCGCGAGGGCCAGGGCGAGGCCAUCUACGAGAUUGGUGUGGAGGACAGCGGCCUGAUGACGGGCCUGGAGCCGGCAGAGAUGACCGCCUCUCUGACCACCCUGCACCGGAUGGCCGCAGAGCUGGGCGCCGCCGUUACCGUGCUCCGGGAGCGCCGCGUGCCAGCAGCGCCCGGCGGCCCAGAGCGCUGCGUCUCGGAGGUGCUCGUGAGGAAGGUGCCGGACGACAUUCACUCGGUGGACCUGCGUCUGGCUGUGCUCGGUAACGCCGAUGUCGGCAAGUCAACUCUGCUGGGAGUCCUGACCUACGGAGAGCUGGACAACGGUCGUGGAAGGUCACGGCUCAACAUUUUCCGUCACCUGCACGAGAUCCGGACAGGACGCACGUCCAGUAUCAGUCACGAGAUCCUGGGAUUCGACUCUGAGGGAAACACGGUCGACUACUCUGCCAGUCCCACCGCCGAGGAGAUAUGUGAACAGUCCACCAAGCUGGUAACAUUCAUCGACCUGGCCGGCCAUCAAAAGUACCUCAAGACCACCGUGCUGGGGCUGACCGGCUACUCGCCCCACCACGCUAUGUUGGUGGUGUCAGCGAACAGCGGGAUCGCUGGAACCACGCAGGAGCAUGUGGGCCUAGCGCUGGCGCUGAAGGUCCCCAUGUUUAUCGUCGUCACGAAGAUCGACCUGACGUCGGCUGCUACCCUGCGGCACACGCUGGCUGCUCUGGAGGCGAUGGUGCGCGGCCCGGGCUGCGGGAAACAGCCGCUCCGUGUCGUUGACGAGACGAGCGCGGCGGAGGCGGCUGCUGCCCCGCCAGACACCGUGCCCGUGUUCAGCGUGAGCUCCGUGACUGGUGCCGGUCUGCCACUGCUGAAAAAGUACCUGCACGCGCUCAGCCCGAGCACAGGAGCUACGGAGAGGAAACGGUUAGAACAGCAGCUAUGCGAGUUCCAGAUAGACGAGACUUACCGGAUAUCAGAGACCGGGGUAGUGGUAGGGGGACUUCUAACCAAAGGCAUCAUCACAGAGGGAGCGCGGCUCAGUCUAGGUCCACUGGAGGACGGCACCUUCACCCCCGUACGGGUCUCCACCAUCCACCGCAACCGGCGGCCAUCGCGCGUGGUGCGGGCCGGCCAGGCGGCCUCUCUGGCCAUUGACCGCGACGUGCCCGGACUGAGGCGAGGGAUGGUGCUGCUGGCACCCCAGGCGCGACCCACCGCGUGUCUCUACUUCCAGGCGACGGUGUGCGCGUUCCGGCCUCAGGCCAUCUGCCGGCGGCUACAGACCACCGUACACCUGGGCAACGUGCGGCAAACGGCCGUCAUAGAGGGCGUGUUCGACUCGACAGACCAGCUGCCGGCCAACAAAACCACCUCGGCCAUGUUCAAGUUCUACCGUCAACCCGAGUAUGUCAGCGUGGGAGACCGGCUACUGUUCCGGCUAGGCAGAGCGCGGGGGUAUGGUAUCGGUACGGUAACACAGGUGUUCCCAUGUCGACAAGAAGAAGAGGUGAUGUAAGUAGAGGAAUGGGCGAGAGAGAGCGGGACGCUCGCCGGUCGAGCGUCCCGGUUAUAUGAGUAGUGCCGUGUUGGAUCAUAUUAUGUGUUUUACUCCUCGUUUUCUCGCACGGCGCGAUGUAUAAAUUUUAGCCGAGUUUUACGUUGGCGGCGCGGCCGUCUGUAUGUAUGAGUUAGUUCGCUAGUUUAGAUAGGACGGGCUCGUCGGGCGACGAGCGCCGUAGUCUUUCAGUGAGACGCAGCCGGGCGCGGCGCGAUCGCCGGCGACCCGCCACUGCCGCUGUCCCCACUCCUGUGUCACAGCUGUGACACCGCCCGUGUCACCGUCGUGACACCGCCGUGUCACCGCCGUGAAACCCGCUACCUGACUGCCCCCGGCAGCCGGAACACCCGUACAAUCAACGCACGGGCGCGAGGCGCGAUCACGCCACUGUACCCUCAGCGGUGACCGAUAUAUACAGAGGUACCGGAGUGAUCCCCAUCCCAUCCUCACCCAGCGGACGGUUUGUCCGACUUUUAUCAGGCACGCUGCUCUCCGAAUGUAUUUUUGGAACGGAAUGUCGGCUGUUGAGCUGACCUGGAGCUGGCUGCUACGGUAUCCGAGGAUUUUAACAUGAACGUUUAUGCUUGCUUGAUUGGAUCCGUGAUUAACAUGGCACCAAAUAAAGACGGUACCUUUCUGA